UUCCAACAUUGAGAGAAGACCCAGGAAAGCACGUGGGAAACACGUGUAGAUCUCGUGACUUGGAGCGCAGCACACUCGGUCACGGGAUCGCGUGAUAAACUCGACGACAUUCCCGGUCCUUCCCAGUCGAAGUCGACAUGGCAAACGCAGGAGCACAAAAUGACGCCGGUACGGAUUAUUGGCCCAUCCACAUCACCCGCAGCGAUGGCCAAGGGUACCCCAAUCUCGACCACAGCGCCCUGAGCCCCAACGAGGACCAAGACGUGACGCAACAGGAGCGCUGGGAGGUCAUCGUCGCCGGCCAUCUGCAGAACCAGGUCGGGCCCAAGGAUGACAAAAAGCAGUACAAACUCGCCGGAUUUCCCAAGGGCUAUGAGCUGCGGUGUGCGGUGAGAAAAGAUGGAGGCCGUGAUUACUACCUUUACGGCCAUCCCCUGGGUCCCAAGGCCAACUAUCGCACUCCCGGCGAGUUUGCCCUGCACGCCCUCUGGUUGGUGAGCGACUCGACAGACAACAGCCAGUGUCCCUGUGACCUAUGUCCCAAGUAUGUCGAGAGAGCCAAGGCGGACAGGGACAGGAGUUUACCACCCGCGUUGCCGCCGCCUUCGUCCUCUGCCGCCGUUCCCGCCUCGAGGCCGGCGACGACGACACCGCCAACGGCGGCCCCGGGGAACCCGCCGCCAGCCCAGCAGCAGCUUGCCCAGCAGCAACAGCAACAGCUACAGCUUCCGCCUCCAGGAACUACCGGCUGGACCAAUGUCUUCCGCGUGGGCGAGCUCGUCUGGUACAAGCACACGGCCUGGCGGCUAGGCGUUAUCCUCGCCAUCACCCCUAAGCCCGGCAUACCUCUCCACCCAGGCGCACCCGACUCCAGCUACCACUUCACCCUCGCUCCACUCGGUCACGCUCUGCUGGAACAGCCUAGCCUGGUCAAGGAUUGCCAAUCCAUGCGCCCCUUCCUCACCUUCAGCGUGCCCCAUACUUCCAUGGAUGAGCUGAGAGAUCAGACAUUCGAUACGGUCAACUGGGAAGCCCUCGCUGCCCGCAUCUCCCAGGAUCCCGACCCCAACAAGCGCGAGAUCGGCCGCCAGAUGCUUGGCCUCGAGGCUUCCAAGAUGGGGGCCCGCGCCAUUAACGACACCUUCUCCACCUUUGACCUGCGCGCCCAAGGCACCACGGCCGACGGCGCCCUGCACGUGCAACACUAUGGCGGCGUCUAUCUCGGCGCCGAGAUGGUCCGCGUCGGUGACCCCGUCCGCGUCGUUGCAACCCCGAGCGGGUCUCCAUCCCAGCAACAACAACAACAUCAACAACAACAAGCAUCCCAGCAAGCCGCCCUCCCGCCCGACGCCAACCUCGUCAUGCUCGUCACCGAGAUCCAGGUCCUCACUCCGUCCUCCCUGACCGGCGACGCCCGCGGCGCCGCCACUCUCCAGUUCAAAGGCGACCUCUACCGCGCCGCUCGCCUUUCGACUGCCCACCCGCCACCACCAGGCACUAUCCCUUCGGGGGAGACCCUUGGCCCGGCCUUCGCCGAGGAGCUCGCCACGCGCAACGCGAUCGACAAGGAGAGCAACCCGGACGGCGGCAACGCCGACAAGGCCGUGUUCUGGAGCUGGGUGCAGGUAGGUGCGCAGGUGCUGCGGGGGGAGCAGGACGUGCAGGGCCGGUUCUACGUGACCGAGAAGCUGAUGAGCGUCAUCGACCCGGCCAAGUGGCAGGAGUGGGUGCGGCGUGGCCGGCUGGAGGAGGCGCCGGCGUACCUGAACAACCGGGGUCACAGCGGCGGGGGCCAGUACCUCGGGCGGAGAAUGGGGAGGAAGGCGGCGCUGGGGAACGCGGUGGGCGUGGAAUUUCGUGUGCCCCCGGGAAUGGUGGAGAACUAAGCCUUUGUUUUCCUCUUUUUUCUUUUCUUUUUUUUCCAGGAGGACCGGGGGAUGGAAAUGAACAGUUCAGAGGUGGUUCGUGUGUUCAGUCUACGGACUACAUGUAUGGUCAUUAGUU
Messenger RNA from Thermothelomyces thermophilus ATCC 42464, 2004 nucleotides. RefSeq lists its product as uncharacterized. NCBI's taxonomy places the organism in Eukaryota, Fungi, Ascomycota, Sordariomycetes, Sordariales, Chaetomiaceae. Gene Ontology annotation, biological process: silent mating-type cassette heterochromatin formation. The transcript is spliced from 2 exons. Bases 138 to 1886 code for a protein of 582 amino acids. Gene Ontology annotation, cellular component: SHREC complex; rDNA heterochromatin. The record is from RefSeq and is a predicted model, not a curated record.